GCAGGCACAGGUGGCGAUAGAGAUGACGACGGCGGUGGGGCUGACGAUGACACUGGUGGAGGUGAUGUUGCCGACAGCGCCAAACCAGAACCAGAACCGGAAGCGAAUGUUGAACCAGGCGCAGAACAAAGUGGAGAAGGAACUCUGACCCCAAGACGUAGAGCAGCAGUCCCCAUUGUGCCCUUAGUGGUAACGCCUGAAGUGAUGGAGAUGCGGGAGCGCCGAAAGCAAAGUCGAUUCAAAUCCGAUGAAAUCAACGCGAAAAUCACUCUCGAACAACUGAAGGACGAAAAUGGACAGCCACGCUUUAGCUCAGGACGAUUUGGUGCUGUGUUUCUUCUGCCAGAAAGUUGUAUAAUUCAGAAAGUUCAAGCGGCUAAAGAAGAAGAGGAUGUUCAGAGUCAGAGUGACUAG
Cooperia oncophora is the source of this 414-nucleotide messenger RNA. The record is from the annotation of a GenBank genome assembly. Lineage: Eukaryota; Metazoa; Nematoda; Chromadorea; Rhabditida; Trichostrongylidae.